AUGACGUCUCACUACGGAUCUAAAGACGGCCUCGACGUAUCAAGAAACCGAUCAACCGUUUCGAGGAGCAGCGAGGCCCCGACCCAGCAGGACGACACUGAGAUGAAGAAGGCCAGGAAAAGGGAACAAGACCGACUUUGCCAGCGACGGAAGAGAGAAAAGGACCGCGAGAACCUGCGACGACUCGAAGCUCGAUUAAAUGGACUGCAGAACCCUGAUGAACCCAAAGUCGUCCUUGACCUGAUUCUACGCCACGAACAAGACCAGGAAAGAUUGAACCGCCAAGCCGAACGACUGCGCCAGAUUGAAUCUCUCAUCCAGUCUUCCCUGAGUGACAUUGGCACCCAGCUCGCGGCUUCAUCGACCCCGAAUGACAGCGUUGUGGAUGCAAAGCUCGAUGCCAAAGAGGUGCCUAGUCUACCACCUCCACCUAUUCAUACAAGUGAGGUACCCAUGUAUACGGCGGUGCAAAGUGCACCAAUGGCGACAGCUACAACGACUUCAAUGGUCAUGCCUCUCGACAACCCUGCCAUUCUGGCAGCUCAAUACCCCAUGACGGUCCCUCACAACAUGUCCCAACAGCCACGCCAACCACAAUAUCCACAAGCGGCCAUGCCAUCUUCGCCACCCCAGAAUCACGAAAUCAGCACAAUCACAGAUGCCAUGUCUGCGGUCCCGGGCACAGCAGCAGCCUAUACUGACGAAGCGUUCGAUCAGCACAUCAUCGUCAUGGUCUUGAUCCACGGAUGGGAUGCUGUCGUGGCAUACAUGCAGCUCGAUCCGCUUUGGGCUCUGUUACGACAAAUUGACGGAGGGGCCUGCUCACAGUGGAGGAAGGUGGAUCGUAUGGUAGGCAUGCUAUGCUUCCGUCGUAUGAUGAAGGGAUUUGCUACGGGGCCGCAAGUGAUGGCUGCCACUAUAGAGCCAAAGUGGAUGCGACCACGCCCUUCCCAGUUACAUGUUCCUCACAUUCCAAACGGCGAUUACUUCCCCUGGCCUGGUGUACGCGAACGCUUUGUCUUCGAAGGCCCCAACUACGACAACGACACGUUCCUCAAACUCUUCAACUCCAGCACACGCUUCAUGUGGAACUCGGACUUUUCCACCACCUUCGUCCAGAACGACAGGCAGCUCUUCCAGUUCUCGGACGACUUGAUCAAGCGUUUCCACAACCUGAACUGCUGGCGCAUCGAUUCUGCCUUUAUUGCCGCCUAUCCAGAGUUCGCUGGCGAUAUACCCACAUACAACUCUGUACCCAAGAAGAUCGACGACAAGCCCUAUGAGGAAGACUACAUCUUUGGUGACGAUAUGGACUACAGUGCUUUGCACAACGGCGCGGCGGUUGCUGGAGCUGCUGUCACCGCUGGAGGACAGUGGAUAUACGACAAUGGGAGAUGGUACAUUGCCGGAGCAGUGAGAUGA
Molecule: messenger RNA, 1422 nt
Organism: Aureobasidium namibiae CBS 147.97
Lineage: Eukaryota; Fungi; Ascomycota; Dothideomycetes; Dothideales; Saccotheciaceae
Exons: 2
Coding region: 1-1422 (473 amino acids)
Source: RefSeq, a predicted model, not a curated record